This is a messenger RNA of Ictalurus furcatus (blue catfish), 3119 nucleotides long. RefSeq names its product IQ motif and Sec7 domain ArfGEF 3a (gene iqsec3a). The coding region runs from base 540 to 2990 and encodes 816 amino acids. Gene Ontology annotation, biological process: regulation of ARF protein signal transduction; actin cytoskeleton organization. The record is from RefSeq and is a predicted model, not a curated record. Gene Ontology annotation, molecular function: guanyl-nucleotide exchange factor activity; protein binding. Lineage: Eukaryota; Metazoa; Chordata; Actinopteri; Siluriformes; Ictaluridae. The transcript is spliced from 12 exons.
AGUCACUGUGUGUCCUUUCCCCCGUCCCUCUGCUUGUGGGGUAAGUGUGCCAGUCCUGCCCUGCAGUGGAUGGCAGGGUGCCCUCGUCUCUCUUUGUCCUCUUCCUCCAAGAGAAGGAGUGAACCAGAGAAAGGGAGGGCUCUGCCUGCACCAACUGGAGGACGAGGUCAGAUGGCUGCAGGCUCACUCUGCAUUUUCUCCAUUUCAGCAGUGAAGACAGUCCUUCCGUCUCUCCUGAGGGCCCUGCACCACCUCCGGAUGGAGACGUCUCUACUUCACCUGCUGAUGGAGGAGGAGGUGAUGGAGUAGGAUAUCCGGUGCGAGAGUCUCCAGAGCCGGUGGUGGAGGUGGAAGUCAAGGAGAGAGAGAAUGAGAAAGAAGGAACGAAACCUCCGGCUGAGUUCCCCGAGCAGCAUCAGCAGCAGGAGAAGCAAGAGGAGGAAGGGAAGAAAGAAACAGAGGAAGAGGAGGCUGGAGGAGGGAGGGGAGGUGCAGGAGGAGGCAGGAGGCCUAGUCUGCACCACACCGCGUCCUCUCCUAUGAGGGUGCAAAGGAACGGGGCCUGCAGCCAUGCCAGCGCUUCUGACUACGAGCUCUCGCUUGACCUCAAAAACAAGCAGAUCGAAAUGUUAGAGCACAAAUAUGGGGGCCACCUCAUCUCACGCCGUGCUGCCUGCAAAAUCCAGACGGCCUUCCGCCAGUACCAGCUCAGCAAAAACUUUGAGAAAAUCCGCAACUCCCUGCUAGAGAGCCGGCUUCCUCGCCGAAUCUCCCUGCGCAAGGUGCGUGUUCAGAAUGCCGAGGGAUUCUCAGCUGAGAGGGCGCUGGCCGAAGGCUGCUCUGUUGCAGGCAUCCCCCUGGUUCGAUCCCCAUCACUGCCUGUUACCAUGGGUGGCACUCUCACAGACCUGGAAGACUCCUUUACAGAACAGGUACAGUCACUAGCCAAGUCCAUUGAUGAUGCCCUUAGCAACUGGAGCAUGAAGACCAUGUGCUCUUUGCAGGAGGGAGGCACCUAUCAGUUUAGUUCUGAAGCCUUUGGCACUGCAGGGGGCAAACCUACAGUGGCUGUAACUGUUGGGGAGAGUGGUACCCUGGAUCAGGCCACCCUCCAGAGUGGUACAGUGUUGGGAGACAAUGCAGAUAACAUUCCCCGUAGUGCCAGCAAGCUAAUGAUGGCCUUCCGGGAUGUGACAGUACAGAUCGACAGUCAAAACUUUCACAUGUCCUCCUCCGUCAUGGAGUCAGUGUCCCUUGGGAACUGUGUCCAGCAGGGGGCCACAGUGACUGAGAGCCCCAAGCAGCCCCCAAUAGAAGAAACAAAACACACAGAUCACCCUCCACCUCCCCAGGAACCAAUUCCCCCACCUCCAGAGUCAGAUCUUGGAGAAAUACCAGAUGGUGAUUUCCCAGCACCACCACCCUGCGAAGAGGAACUUAUAGAGGAUCUACCACCUCUUGUCCUGGAGAAGACGGAGGCUCCAGUGCCAGAGGUUGCAUCCCAAGUGGAGACAACAGAAGAGGCCAUACCUCCAGUGGGACAGAUUCCAGUGGCCCCUACUGUGGAGGAUCUGGAGGCCAAGCGACAACUUUCAGACCCAGCUGACAAUAGCUCAGAACAGAUGAGCAGCAGCAGUACAUCAACAUCUGCCCGCUCAGCUUCUGAGGCCUCAUCCAAGGAAGCACUGCAGACUAUGAUGCUCAGCCUGCCACGCUACCACUGUGAGAACCCAACCAGCUGCAAAUCGCCCACCCUCUCCACAGAUGUCAUGCGCAAACGCCUAUACCGUAUUGGUCUCAACCUUUUCAAUGUAAAUCCAGAUAAAGGCCUCCAGUUUCUCAUCUCACGAGGUUUCAUUCCUGACACACCCAUAGGCGUGGCACACUUCCUGCUGCAGAGGAAGGGCCUGAGCCGCCAGAUGAUUGGCGAGUUCCUCGGAAACAGCAAGAAGCCUUUCAACAGAGAUGUCCUGGAUUGUGUGGUAGAUGAAAUGGAUUUCUCUGGGAUGGAGCUGGACGAGGCUCUGAGAAAGUUCCAGGCUCACAUCCGUGUUCAGGGAGAGGCCCAGAAAGUGGAGCGGCUCAUAGAAGCAUUCAGCCAGCGCUACUGCAUGUGCAAUCCAGAUGUGGUGCAGCAGUUCCACAACCCAGACACCAUCUUCAUCCUAGCCUUCGCCAUCAUCCUCCUCAACACAGACAUGUACAGCCCCAACAUCAAACCCGACCGCAAGAUGAUGUUGGAAGACUUCAUUCGCAAUUUGAGGGGGGUGGACGAUGGAGCAGACAUCCCUCGGGACAUGGUGGUGGGCAUUUACGAGCGUAUUCAGCAGAGAGAGCUCCGAUCCAAUGAAGACCACGUGACAUACGUCACCAAGGUGGAGCAGAGUAUUGUAGGAAUGAAGACGGUCCUCUCAGUCCCUCACAGAAGACUGGUAUGCUGUAGUCGUCUUUUUGAAGUGACUGACAUUAACAAAGCCCAGAAACAAGCUUCUCACCAGAGGGAAGUUUUCCUCUUCAACGACCUCAUUGUGAUUUUGAAGCUGUGUCCAAAGAAGAAGAGCUCGGCUGCCUACACAUUCUGCAAAGCCAUGGGCCUCCUGGGAAUGCAGUUCCACCUGUUUGAGAAUGAAUACUAUCCCCAUGCGAUAACCAUCUUAUCUCCGGUCUCUGGCUCAGAUAAGAAGCAGGUCUUGAAUUUCUGCGCUCAGAGCUCAGAGGAACUGCUCAAGUUUGUGGAAGACCUGAAGGAGUCCAUCGCUGAGGUGACUGAAAUGGAGCAGAUUCGCAUUGAAUGGGAGUUGGAGAAGCAACAGGGAGCCAAGGCUCUCUCUUCUAAGAACAGUGGCACCCAGCUGGAGCUCCGUGGGAGACAGAGUUCUCCGUCGGGCAAAAAUGAAGUGGAGACAGCGCAGAGUGGACACAGUGCGGUAGAGGCUUCAGACGUACCAGCUCAGUGCAGUGCCAUCCCCAGAGAGCGCCGCCCUUCUUAACCAGCGGGGGGAGCUGUGCCAGGUGCCGUGUACCAGCCCUGUGCCCUCGUUCCCCCACCAGCGGCCCGACACGCUCAUCCAGUGCCAGCAGAUUGUCAAGGUCAUCGUGCUGGACAAAGGCGGUCACGG